Messenger RNA from Thecamonas trahens ATCC 50062, 678 nucleotides. RefSeq lists its product as uncharacterized. The transcript has 3 exons. NCBI's taxonomy places the organism in Eukaryota, Apusomonadida, Apusomonadidae. Bases 1 to 678 code for a protein of 225 amino acids. Gene Ontology annotation, cellular component: trans-Golgi network. The record is from RefSeq and is a predicted model, not a curated record.
AUGUCGCGGGAGCUGGCCUUUGCCGCCGUCCUGCUCCUACUUGCUGCAGCCAGUGUAGCCCAUGCCGAGUGCCCUAGCUUUGCCCCAUACAACGCUAACCUCUUUCGCAACGGUGGUAAGGGGUAUGUGUUCUCGGACGCACAGUACACGUACGACAUCGCCAUCUGUGAGCCCCUCUCCUCGUCGGUGUGCAGCGGUCAGUCGGACAUCACCGUGUGCCAGGAAUGGGGCCCAGGCGCCAGCGAGAACAAGAUCCUUGGUGCCGAAAAGUACUCCUUCUCAUCGCUCUCCAGCUCCUCCGACGAAGGCUUUAUCCUUACUAUGGGCGGCGUCACAGAUAGUGAUUGCCUCCCCUCGGGCAACCAGGCAAAGCUGACCCUCACCUGUGAUCGCUCUGUCACCGGUGACCUCAAGUUCAGCUACGAUGGCUACGCCGCGUGCUCGGGCCUCUCCCUUGGCUCCAUCAUCCUCAUCAUCGCCCUCGUCCUCUCUGUUGUUUACCUCAUUGCCGGCAUGGCCUGGCAGUACAAGAAGGGCGAGCGCGGCGUCGUCGGCCUCCUUCCGCACAAGUCGUUCUGGGCCUCGAUCCCGGGCCUCAUCAAGGACGGCUGUGCCUUUACCUACGACAAGAUCCGUCAGGUUACCUCGUCGGGCACGUCGUACUCGUCGGUCCCGUAA